Messenger RNA from Ostrinia furnacalis (Asian corn borer), 4787 nucleotides. RefSeq names its product Protein kinase, cAMP-dependent, catalytic subunit 1 (gene Pka-C1). Gene Ontology annotation, cellular component: cAMP-dependent protein kinase complex; cytosol; nucleus. The transcript has a single exon. Lineage: Eukaryota; Metazoa; Arthropoda; Insecta; Lepidoptera; Crambidae. The coding region runs from base 322 to 1383 and encodes 353 amino acids. Gene Ontology annotation, molecular function: ATP binding; cAMP-dependent protein kinase activity. Gene Ontology annotation, biological process: protein phosphorylation. The record is from RefSeq and is a predicted model, not a curated record.
GCCACCCGUGAGCAAAUCGUUCGCUCGAUCUCGCUCUGUCGAUCGAGUCCGGUAGUGGAAGCCAUUUUAUUCUUGUGAAUGUGACAAAGUAUUUUUGGGGAUUUUUGUAUCUAAACUAAACGUGUCAAUGUGUGCCAAUAACGAACGGCGAUUGUGACGUGUGAUAGUGCUCUCAAAACUGAGAAUGUACGUGUUUCAAAUUGGUUUGUGUUGACCUGCCCCGUUUCUUACGCGGUCGCACCAGGCAGGCAUCGAUUAGUGCAACAAGGCGGCCUCUAAUAACGGCAAAUCGAGGCUCCGGACUAUUUUGUGGUGUGCGCCAUGGGCAAUAAUGCUGCCACCGCCAACAAGAAGGUGGACGCCGCCGAAAGCGUCAAAGAAUUCCUCGACCAGGCCAAAGAGGAUUUCGAGGAGAAAUGGAAGAAGAAUCCUACCAACACCGCCGGAUUGAACGACUUCGAGCGGAUAAAAACUCUCGGCACGGGGUCCUUCGGCCGAGUUAUGAUAGUCCAACAUAAACCGACGAAAGAAUAUUAUGCUAUGAAAAUAUUAGAUAAGCAAAAAGUCGUAAAACUGAAGCAGGUUGAGCACACACUAAACGAAAAACGUAUAUUACAAGCUAUCAACUUUCCUUUUUUGGUGAGCCUCAAAUUUCAUUUCAAGGACAACUCGAACCUGUACAUGGUUCUGGAGUAUGUGCCAGGUGGUGAGAUGUUUUCGCAUUUACGUAAAGUGGGUCGCUUUUCAGAGCCCCACUCGCGUUUUUACGCGGCGCAGAUAGUGCUCGCCUUCGAAUAUCUACACUACCUUGACCUCAUCUAUCGAGAUCUCAAACCGGAGAACUUGCUUAUCGACUCACAGGGCUACCUCAAAGUGACCGAUUUCGGCUUCGCCAAGCGAGUCAAAGGUCGUACGUGGACGCUAUGCGGAACGCCAGAAUACCUAGCGCCCGAAAUUAUUCUUUCUAAAGGGUACAACAAAGCCGUGGACUGGUGGGCGCUGGGCGUGCUCGUCUACGAGAUGGCAGCCGGCUACCCGCCGUUCUUCGCUGACCAACCGAUCCAAAUUUACGAAAAAAUCGUCUCUGGCAAGGUCCGAUUCCCCUCGCACUUUGGGUCGGACCUGAAGGACCUCCUACGCAAUCUACUGCAGGUAGAUUUGACCAAGCGUUAUGGCAACCUGAAAGCUGGCGUGAAUGACAUCAAAGGUCACAAGUGGUUCGCCAGUACCGAUUGGAUCGCCGUCUUCCAGAAAAAGAUCGAGGCGCCCUUCAUCCCUCGCUGCAAGGGCCCCGGAGACACGAGCAACUUCGACGACUACGAGGAGGAAGCAUUGCGUAUCUCAUCGACUGAGAAGUGUGCAAAGGAGUUCGCCGAGUUCUGAGCGAGUAGCUGGUGCCUGCGAGCGGACACUACCGUGAGUAGGAGUUUUGUAUUAGUGAAUCUUCCGUGACAUUGUGGUCGUGGAAUGGUGACAUGUGCAACUGUUUGCCGGCAGCUCUGGGUGAACAUAGACGCUGAAGCGCACCCCGGCUGGCACCUCAGAUGAAACAAGUUCAGAGUGUAAGCGAGAUGGUAGUAGAUCCGGUUUCCAAUGUUUUGGUGGCGUUCAUUUGCUUUGUGCCCUUUCAAGUUGUAUAUUAGAGCAGAGAGGGAGUGGAAAAUUUCUCAUUUUGGUGAUAUUCCCCGAUAUGUUUUUCUGACAUCCAAACUUACACAAUACAUUGCACUCAGACAUUAUUAUUGUAUUUUAGUUUCAAUAUUUUGUAGAUUGCUGUUGAUAGUAUUGAAAUGUGGUUAGCUUAUAUCAUAUUUUAUAUAAUUAUUUUUACAUAUUAAAUCAAUUUAUAGCUUUGUAUUAAUUAUCAAAAUUUUCCACAUUGCUUUUAAGGCGAAUCUUCACAAUGAAAUAUUUUUAUGAAUUUUAUUCUAAGUACAUCACUAAACCAUCAAUUUAGAGCUAUUUUGAUCACUUAUUUAAGUUAGAAAAUCAAUUUCCUAAAAUCAUAUUGAUGGAUUGUUAUAAUAGGUUUUAAUUAAUAGACAUUUUGUUAUUGGUUUUAUUUAUAGUUGUAUUGUUGUAUCAGUUGAUAUUUUAUGUAAGGGACUGUAACUACAUCAACAUAUUGAAGAGAUUAAUUUAUUGUAAUAUGUAUAGUGUAGUUGUGUUCAUUUGUGCAAUUUGACUUAUGUGUUUGUGAUCUGAUGUGAGCAUUCAUUUCUAUUAUGUGUAAUUUGUAUUAGUUCCUUAUUUUGUAGGUUUAAGAGUAUUUUUAAUUGUGAAAUCUGAAAAUCAUGCAUCCACAGCCAAAACUGUAGCAACCAUAAGGUACCUGCAACUUAUUGUUAGCAUCAGUUGUCAUAAAAGCAAUAAAUUCUUAAAGUAAACAUAUUCCGACUAUAACUAAGGCAGUUUACCAUUAUUAUUACUGUGUAUAAAGUCACCUACAAAUAAAUCCAAUAUUAAAGUCCAGCACAAACUAAGUCAUGAGAGAGUUUUUAUAUUUAAAAUGUGUUUUAGAUGUAGUAGGAAUAUGUUGAAUUUUCCUUGUAGUAAAUCUCGUAAAGUGCCGCGAAGGCGAUAUCUUAUUUGAGACUGAUGUUACCAAUAAGUGUGUGAGUAAAUGAAUGGAGAAUGCAACUUUACACACACCAGUCCCACCUGUGGAGUGAGUGGUACAGAGAUGACACUGGCAAUGUUUAAUAAAGUUUGUUAGCUAUUAGAUGUAGGACUUGAAUCCAGGCUGUACAAAUAAAUAUCUAGUUAUUUGUAGUGCAUUUUACAUUGUGAAAACAUCGUGCGCGUCUGUGGUAAUAGUCAGUAGGUUGAUAAUGUCCUGGAAAGGUUACUUAAUGCACAUUUACACUCCCUAUUAAAAUUAAUGAGUAACAUUGACGAAAUAUUUUCAUGAUUUUAUUUUUGACUAAUCAAGCUAAAGUCAUUGUGGACGAAAUCAUUAAUUAAAAUUAAAUUAUCAUAUCAAAUUAUACACAUAAACAUUUUUCUAAUUAUUGUCAGUGUGUUUUUAUUGUAAUUUGUAAAUCAAUUACUUUCUCUGAUCCUAACCAGACAAAUAAUGAAACUUUAUUUUGGUGUUAUUAUUAAAUAAUGACUUUGGAUUGGCUUUAUUAAAUCCAAGUAAUAUUAUGUGAUAAACAAGGUUUAUAUCACUUGAGGUUUUCAUUAUUUUGAAAGUGUGCUAUUUUUCUGGUUAGGCUUAAGCCUGUUUUGUAUAUUGACAUCUAUUUACUAUAAGUUACCAGUGUUAAAUGCUACAGAAUCUUCAAUCAUGAAGCACUAAUCUAACAUAAAACAAUGUCUUAUGUGGUGAAUUCUGGAUUGUAGAUGAUUUUCUUUUAUUGAGGAAUCAGUGAUGAAUUGUGAAUAAUCUUGUUAUAUUUUAUUUGGUGCCAUAAUUAAUUUCUUGGGGGUGGUCUUGUCAUUGUAAAUACUUAGAAUAUAACUAUGAUUUGUUUGCUUAGUUCUAUUAGUAAAAUCUGUUGAUAUUACCACAUAAUCCAACAGAAUCAGUUGUCACACUUUUCAGUAUUAAAUUAAUUCUUUGCACCAAUUUAGUGCGUCCUAAGAUGGAUAAUGAAAUCAUAUAUCGUUCAAUAUAGCUAGUCACUUAACAUAUUUCUUUUCAUAUACGACACACGCAAUGUGGUAAUAGCUUGGUGUCUAAGGCUUUAGAUUUUAGUAGAAUAUCAAUAUAAAUCGUCUGCUCAUUUCAUUUUUGCACAGUAUCACAAAAUUACCCAGUCCAAACUUAAUUUCAUUCAUUGCAAUUACAACUACAACUAGAAUUUUCGCUCAAAAUCCUUCUUAAUCUAACCUAUCAGAGUCCAGAAAUUGUGAUAAGCUUGAAUCUGUUCUUUCGUGUAGAUUUAUACUCGUGUGUCGUUUCAAAACUGCCUUAAACACUUCAGUGCACUUAUAAAGUCUGCUUCUUAUCGUAUUCAGGUGUACGAUUUUCGGUUGAUCGGUUGUAAAAAAGUUGCAUUAAUGAAAUGAGCUGACUUAGAUCGUCUAGGUAUUCUUAGGUUCUUUUUCCCUUUCAUCUGGUGCUUAUAUUGCAACAGCUGCUGUAUUUUUUUUCUGUAAUAAUUGUAGUAUCGCGAUUAACGGCAUUAUGAACUAGCCCAUUCUCAGAUCACUUUCAACCCAUUGUGUGGUGUGGAAAUUGUUCAAACCGUUUUUCAGUGAGAAAUCGAAAUCUAUUGUUUAGUACACUUCCAAUGAUUGCUUAUUUUGUUAGAAAAGAAAGCGACAUUCACCAUUUGGACAUUGUUUGAUACCUUAUUGCUGCAUAUUUUAAGCGUUUCGACAUCGCGUUUUUCAUGUGCUAUGCGACGGUUUUUAGUCGUCUCAAUUUAUAACAAUUAUUUUUAAAAUCGUAAGGAUAAUAAGAAAUUUCUGAUAUGUACCCUUCGUUACUAUUAUCAUUGUAUAUAACUCUAGAGUGAUUGUGUCCCCGGUAAUUAGGAGAUUCGAUAUCAGCUUGAUAUCCGCAGAUACCUUCAUUCCAGUAGCUUCACUACUUGCUCAUCAACACAAUUACGUUCUAAUGUGAACAUUUUAAGGCCAUUUUGGAUAUUAUAAACAUUAGUGUGACAGUAUGUGUAUUUGCGAACAGUUGUCUUUUUAUAUCUGUGCGUAUUAAUAUUAAAAUGUUCACGUUUAGAUCUAUUAUAUCGAGUGCCUAUAGCAUUGAAGUUCAAGUGUAAAAAGUCAGUUAAUUUCAGUAAUUAUUUGUCACCAUGUAUUGAUCUUCCAUAAAAUUACGA